Messenger RNA from Malus domestica (apple), 2004 nucleotides. Its product is annotated as protein NODULATION SIGNALING PATHWAY 2-like. Gene Ontology annotation, biological process: regulation of DNA-templated transcription. Gene Ontology annotation, molecular function: DNA-binding transcription factor activity; sequence-specific DNA binding. Gene Ontology annotation, cellular component: nucleus. NCBI's taxonomy places the organism in Eukaryota, Viridiplantae, Streptophyta, Magnoliopsida, Rosales, Rosaceae. The record is from RefSeq and is a predicted model, not a curated record.
AAAUUAGUCGAUAAUUAAUCUCUUAAUUAGUAGCUUAACAUACUGUCUCUUGUUCCACCUCCUUCUCCUCCACCGAUCCCUCUGUAAAUCUACCACCACUUCAUCACCAAAACUGAAACCCAUUAACUCAUUAACCCAACUGGCAUGACCCAGUUGCUGUUGAACUCAGUUAUGGCUAUGGCCAUUGAUGGGCAUGAUGACCCUGAUCUUGAUUUAUCCGGCUGCAGCCCCACAACCACAAGCACCAACACCGUUUCCACCGAUCACUGGUACGCCUGGUCUCCGCUGGUCGACUGGGAAGCGCUGGCACCGAUAGACCAGCUCGCCGGAGACGACUUUCAUGGGCUCAUUGAGUCGAUGGUGGAAGACCAAGAUGGCAGCACUGAGCUGAACUCGUCGUCGGCCCAGGACGAGCCUCUAGAGUUAGAAGCGUCAAACGAUACGACGACGUUGGGAGAAAUGAUGACGUUGACGGAUGAAGACGGCUGCGCUAACGGUGAGGACUUGAAGGGGUUGAGGCUGGUCCAUUUAUUGAUUGCGGCGGCGGAGGCGCUGACGGGCGCAUACAAGAGCCGAGAUCUGGCUCGGGUGAUAUUGGUUCGGCUCAAGGAGUUGGUCUCUCCAACUGACGGUUCUAACAUGGAGAGGCUGGCGGCGUAUUAUACCGAGGCCCUCCAGGGUUUGCUAGAAGGCACCGGGGGUUUGCUUGGUAAGCAUUUGAUUGGGAGUGGGGCGCACCGCAAUCACGGCCACCAUCCAAUGGACGUGACCGUAGCGUUUCAACUGCUCCAGGACAUGUCGCCUUACGUUAAAUUUGGGCACUUCACAGCCAACCAGGCGAUUUUAGAGGCCGUGGUCCAUGAGAGGCGGAUCCACGUCGUAGAUUAUGACAUCAUGGAGGGUAUCCAAUGGGCUUCCUUGAUGCAGGCCUUGGUUUCCAGGAAGGAGGGACCACCUACCCCACUUCUUAGGAUCACCGCCUUGUCGAGGGGCGGCAGCAGAAGGCAGUCGAUUGGGACCGUCCAAGAGACCGGCCGUCGUUUGACUGAAUUUGCCGCGUCAAUUGGUCAGCCAUUUUCUUUUCACCAAUGUAGGUUGGGUUCUGAUGAGACAUUUCAACCGUCCGCCUUGAAGUUGAUAAAAGGGGAGACCUUGGUGAUCAAUUGUAUGCUAAACCUCCCACAUUUUAGUUACCGGUCUCCAGAUUCAAUUGCUUCGUUUUUAUCCGGAGCCAAGACUCUUAGCCCGAGACUAGUCACUUUGGUCGAGGAAGAUGUACGGUCCACAUGGGAUGGAGGCUUCGUGGCCCGCUUCAUGGACUCAUUGUACCAUUACUCGGCAGUAUAUGACUCACUCGAGGCCGGCUUCCCAAUGCAAAGCCGGGCUAGAGCUCUAGUGGAGAGAGUAUUCUUGGGGCCUCGAAUAGUAGGGUCAUUGGCUCAUAUCUACCGCGCCCAUGGAGAAGUUGGCCACUCUUGGAGGGAGAGGUUGGGUGCGGUAGGGUUUAAGCCUAUUCCAAUAAGCUUUGCCAAUCAUUGUCAAGCAAAACUUUUGUUGGGUCUUUUUAAUGACGGUUAUAGGGUGGAGGAGGUGACCAAUCAUCGGCUGGUUUUAGGUUGGAAGUCUCGUUGUUUACUCUCAGCUUCCAUUUGGACGUCACCCUUAGAAUCUGAUGUUGUCAAUUAGCUUCUUCAAGUUUUUUAUUUGCCUUUCAGCCCCUUUUUCUCACUUAAUCGUCUUUUUCCAAUUUAGCUAAAUUGUCAGCAAAAUUUCGAACCAUAUGGUGGUCAAAAUUGUAACUAAGCAAAAUUUUGGGAUUUCACCUCAGGCCAAUACAAUUGAUUUCUUUUAAAGUGUGUCUACCUUGUUGUUUGAGACUCUUGAAGUUUUAAGAGAAUAGGAUUUGGUUCUCUUGAGAAUACUGGGAACGAUACAAUACUUUGUAUAUAUAGAUGUAAAUGGCAGAUGUUCAAUGCCCAAAUUUAUCAACGAGGUAGAAAAGAA